AUGGAAAAUCUGACCAACACCCCAAGAUGGUUGGUGUUUUCGCUGAUAUCGUCUGCACUGUGCAUUGCGGGUGCGCUCUGUGUGCCCCUGAUGUCGUUCCUCUUCAACGGCAAGCAUCAUGGGUUCACGGGCAACACUAAGCUGGUUAACUACGGGCUUUCGCUGAGUGCAGGGUCCAUGCUGACCACGUCGCUGUACAUGAUGCUCCCCAAAGUUGAUGAGACAAACAGGUACGCCGUGUUCGGUGGGGUGCUCUCUGGUGUUGGUGUGAGUCUCAUGCUCAACUACGUGGUGCACGCCUACGCCAGCGAAUCGCUUGUUCACUGCGCCCAUGGGGAAGAGGACGAACCAGAACACACUCACCGCUCACGGAAUAACAGCCACCGUCACACACACGGCAGUAUAGAGAGUGCCGCAUCGCACAGCAACAAUCGACAGGCGGUCACAUCUGUGGGCGACUACAACUUCAAUGACCAGCAUGCACACGACAAUAGCGACUCCGCAUCUGAGGUGGACCCAUUGCUGCCCACUACGAACCAAUACCCGCAACAGACAAGCAAGAGGAAGAAGUCGCUGAUAGACUUGUUGACCUUCCGGCGCAGCAACUCCAUCGGAGAAUGCUGCGACAUCGGGGAAUGCACCCCAACAUUGAACCCGGAGGAUCUGCAUUGUGCGCACCGCCCAAGCGCGUUGUCCGCACAGGACAUAUUUAUGAAACCGGCACAUUCCGUUCCGGAUCUGAAUGAUGAUGACGACGACACAGAACGGACGGAUAACAACAUGGGCACCAAGACACGCGAUAAGGCGGUCAGUGUCGCUUGCGUUGAGAACAUUGUCGGCUACGACCUGGAAAACCUCUCAGUGUACCGCCAGAAUUUCUACUCGGGGAAGAGCAAGCACGAUUUGGAACUUGACAACGCCUCAGAGUCAAGAUCCACUUCGGAUAUCCAUUCCCUAGGAGUGGAGCCACUCGACCAACAAAAUGCGGUGACCAUUCUGGGGAGCGAAGCUACAACUGAACCACUACACAAUUCACUAUCAGGGACAGAAAAUGAUAUCAACCGUGCGGUGUCCCACCGUACUUCGCAGAACCAUAUCCACCACCACUCACAGCAGCAUUCGAUGGGGCGCCACCACCACCAUUUUGAGACACCUUUCUCGAAAUUACUGUCAAUCGGUAUGCAGACGUGCCUCGUCUUGACGCUUCACAAAUUCCCAGAGGGGUUCAUCAUUUUCUACACGAACAAGAGCAAAACCCCAGACUCACUCGGAUUCUCCAUAUUCCUGAGUCUGGCAAUCCACAAUUUUGUAGAAGGUUUCGCCAUGACUUUACCCCUGUACGCAGUGUUUCAACACAAGUGGCUCUCCAUAUUGGUGACGGUCAUAUUAGGCGGUGGAUCACAACCUACGGGUGCUCUGGUAGGUUACUUGAUCUUUAGGAGACGUCCACACCAUGACGAAUCGACCGUACAAAUGGAUUUCUUGUUGAGUUUGACGGCUGGGUUCCUUUUGGUGAUCGGACUGCAGAUGUUUCAGACUGGUAUUGGGUUCAGUGACGGUCACCACCACCACGAGGGAGAAGAAACGGAAGAGAUCAAACAAAACCAUAGCUCCGGUACCACAUGCCUAAAAUUCUGCUGCGCAGGUGUCUUGUUGAUCCUAGCUAGCCAAAUAUUUAACGCCAAAUAA
Molecule: messenger RNA, 1689 nt
Organism: Huiozyma naganishii CBS 8797
Lineage: Eukaryota; Fungi; Ascomycota; Saccharomycetes; Saccharomycetales; Saccharomycetaceae
Gene: ZRT3
Product: Zn(2+) transporter ZRT3
Exons: 1
Coding region: 1-1689 (562 amino acids)
Biological process (GO): zinc ion transmembrane transport
Cellular component (GO): membrane
Molecular function (GO): zinc ion transmembrane transporter activity
Source: RefSeq, a predicted model, not a curated record